Diaporthe amygdali is the source of this 1329-nucleotide messenger RNA. RefSeq names its product malonyl CoA-acyl carrier protein transacylase. NCBI's taxonomy places the organism in Eukaryota, Fungi, Ascomycota, Sordariomycetes, Diaporthales, Diaporthaceae. Gene Ontology annotation, cellular component: mitochondrion. Bases 1 to 1329 code for a protein of 442 amino acids. The transcript is spliced from 2 exons. Gene Ontology annotation, molecular function: [acyl-carrier-protein] S-malonyltransferase activity. The record is from RefSeq and is a predicted model, not a curated record. Gene Ontology annotation, biological process: fatty acid biosynthetic process.
AUGAAGAGCGCAGUGUUGUCGAGUCUUGGCCAUCGCGGUCCCAGUCCUUUUCGCAACUCCUCCUUCCUCCUGCCCCGCCACACGACGCUUCAACAGCCUGGCAUCGCAUCCAUCACCAGUCGAGUACGAUUACGGAACGGACAGCAGCAGCAUCAACAACGACGGCAUGCUUCCAACCAAGCUAGAAGGCCCAAGACGGCCUUAUUCUUCCCAGGCCAAGGCGUCCAGAAGGUCGGCAUGAUCGACCCCUGGCUCGAGGCCUUCCCGCGCACCGCCGCCCCCAUCAUCGACGAGAUCGACUCGGUCCUGGGCUACUCGCUGACGCGCAUCAUCCGCGAGGGGCCCAACUCGCUUCUCUCCGCGACUCCCCACGCGCAGCCCGCCAUCAUGGCCACCUCGGUUCUCAUCCUGCGCAUCCUUGAGGUCGAGUUCUGCUUCGACGUCGCCGACCGCAUCGACAUCACCCUGGGCCACAGCCUCGGCGAGUUCGCCGCCCUGGUCGCCGGCGGCUACCUCGCCUUCGAGGACAGCUUGCACCUGGUACAGAAGCGUGCCGAGGUCAUGGCCGCUGCCACUGCUGCUGCGCGCGCCGAAUAUGGCGGCGAGUAUGGCAUGGUCGCUAUUGUUACUGAGCCCGAGUACCUGCCGCAGCUCAUCGACGCUGUCGACAAUUUCGUCGCCUACCCCAGCAGCGAUAAGUCUGAUAGCGGCGCCGACAGCGAUGUCCCGCCCAUCGAGCAGGUGCUCAUAGCGAACAUCAACAGCAAGAAUCAGAUCGUCCUAAGUGGCAACAUGGCCAAGAUAAAGACUCUCGUUGCCCACCUGCGCCAGUACCUGGGCCACGACCCGCGCGCCGUGCGUCUCAACAGCGACUCGCCCUUCCACAGCCCACUAAUGAAGCCCGCCGUCGCCACCAUGCGCAGCCUGCUCUCAGGCAAGAGCCGUGCGCCCGGCCGCUCGGGCGACGACAUCGUCACCUUCCCGGGCAAGGUCAAGUGCAUUAGCAACGUGUCGGCGCGGCCGUUUGGCUCCAAGGCCGAGCUCAAGGACCUGCUGGCGCGCUCGUGCCUCGAGACCGUGCGCUGGUGGGACAGCAUCCGCUACGUCGACCAGCAGGAGAAGGUCAGGCGGUGGAUCGGCAUCGGGCCGGGCAAGGUCGGCCGCAACCUUGUCGGCAAGGAGGUCGGCAUGCGCGGCACCGAUGCCGUCAAGGGCGGCGGCGUCUGGGCCAUCACGGAUCCAUCCGAUAUACACAGUAUGCUGAGGGGCUUGGAAGAUACAGAUCCGAUGUUGGAAGAGGAAGAAAGGAUCAUCGGCGAUGAGCCUUGA